AUGUGGCCGUCUUUUUGCGUAGAUAUGGAUUUGGAAUCAGAUUUUCAAGAAGACCGCUGGUUGUUCAAACAUUCGCCACAGGAAGGAAAAGUGGGACAUGAAAUGGCAUGCGCUUCGGUGCGUCCUACAGCGCGAGAUAUCGUCAGGCGAUUCUGUGCGAUUUUGCCAUACUUCGACAAGGAUCACACGAAUACGGCCUUCCUCCAUAAGUUCCGUGCCACAAUCAACAGCAUGCCUGACAGUGAGGACAUGCUGGACCGCGAGGCUGGCUUCUACGCUGCAGUCCUCACUCCCCUGGUCUUCCUCCAACAGUAUCGUGAUACAUGGUGUCUCCUGGAACGCUUUCACAGGGCGAUAAGGCUUUAUCAAGUCUCACAUCCGACUGAGAAGAGGUCGGCGUUAAAAUUGCUUCAGAAUUUAAGAGCAGUCAAUCAGAAAAUUCGAGGAUUCAUUUUCGAGCUGCCAGGUCAGGAGCAAACUCCUAGAACGACGCCACCGCCAGAGGGAGAAGAAGACGACGCAAUUCAUGAUAAAAAAGAUAUUAGGUAUCUCAAAGAAUUGAUUAAAAACCUGGCAAAGCAACUAAAACGGCAAGAUAUCGACCGAAACAAAAUAACCAUAUUGAUAUCCACAACGGACAAGUUUAAAAAGUUUAUUAUGGUUCAGGCCUCAGUAUCGCUAGAAGCCGAUGUUGGUUAUCUCUGA
This is a messenger RNA of Spodoptera exigua (beet armyworm), 705 nucleotides long. The record is from the annotation of a GenBank genome assembly. Lineage: Eukaryota; Metazoa; Arthropoda; Insecta; Lepidoptera; Noctuidae.